AUGUGCAGAGGACCAAUCGCAGCAGCGGAGCUGCAGGGGGGGAGGUUUAGGCAGCCAUGGUCCAAGUUCGCUUUCCUCCCUGGUCAGCUUUUUCCUUCUGACGUGCCGUGUGGCCUCCCAGACGAGGCCCUCGCCGAGUUUCUUGCGGAAGCGUCGACGAAAUCGGAUGAUGCGGACGGGGAUGGCGGGGAGGAGGGCGGGGAGGAGGAAGGAGACGGGCAUGAAGGGGAAGGGGACGAAGAGGACGGCGAUGAGGAUGUGGAGGAGGAAGGGGACGAAGAGAACGGCGAUGGCGAUGGGGACGGGGAGGAUGGCGACGAGGAGCAAGGGGAUGAAGGGGACGACGACGGCGACGAGGGGGAUGACGAUGACGAAGUUGAUGCUGGUGACGACGACGACGACGACGACGACGACGACGACGACGACGGUGACGGUGACGACGACGGUGACGAUGACGAGGACGAUGACGAUGAUGAUGAGGACGCCCCUGCGCCUAAGAAAGCCAGACAUUGA
Messenger RNA from Closterium sp. Naga37s-1, 513 nucleotides. The record is from the annotation of a GenBank genome assembly. Lineage: Eukaryota; Viridiplantae; Streptophyta; Zygnematophyceae; Desmidiales; Closteriaceae.